Messenger RNA from Hippoglossus stenolepis (Pacific halibut), 2086 nucleotides. RefSeq names its product lysosomal associated membrane protein 1a (gene lamp1a). The record is from RefSeq and is a predicted model, not a curated record. The transcript has 9 exons. Gene Ontology annotation, cellular component: membrane. The coding region runs from base 345 to 1595 and encodes 416 amino acids. Lineage: Eukaryota; Metazoa; Chordata; Actinopteri; Pleuronectiformes; Pleuronectidae.
AUGACCAGACCUGGUUUAUUCCGUCACUGUCUCUGACCGACACCAGCUCCGCUCCCCCGCUGUUCCCCAGCCUCUCGCUGAGCAACCACGCUGUUAUUGUUUCAAUAGAGAGACGGAAACCAGAAGAAGAAGAAGGAGAAGAAGAAGAAGGAGAAGAAGAAGAGCAGCUGCCUCGUAAAGCUCUCGCUCCUCCGUCAAGUCAAGUGCAGCUGGUUCGUGCGUCAACCUGCGCCUGUGACGCGGCGUCACGACGACCCUGCUCCCCGGGCUUUUCCCUCGUCUUUCCCCGGCGAUAAGAAGAAGUCAGGUCCGCUCAGUGAGGCGUCUUGUGUCCGAGGUGAAGGAUGAAACUCUCUCACGCGGUGGCCGCGCUGCUCGUCGCCUGCUGUGCCGGGUUAGGUUGUGUUCAGGCCGUGACUCUGGAGGUAAAAGAGGGGAACUCCACCUGCAUUAAGGCUGAGCUUUCUGCAUCAUUCUCCAUCACAUACGACACCUUCAGCAGCACGAGAACGGCGCAGUUUACUCUGCCCGACUCCGCCACAGUCGACACCAGAAGCAGCUCGUGCGGCACAGAGGAGAGCUUUCCUUGGCUGGAGGCGGUGUUCGGACCCGGCCAUGCUCUGGGGCUGAGCUUUUCCUCCAACGCGAGUCUGUACAGCGUCGCGAACCUGACGCUGCAGUACAACCUCAGCGAUUCGACGAUCUUCCCUGAAGCCAACAGCUCCGAUGUGGUCACAGUGGUGUCGGCUUCCGUCGGGAUCUGGGCGGCAAUCAACACCACCUACCGCUGUGUGAGCCCCGUCGCUUUAAGAGUCGGUGGAGCGAAUGUCACUUUCUCUGGCAUGAGGCUGGAGGCCUUCAUGCCAGGAAAUGACCUGAGUCCAACAGAAAGCGUCUGUUUGGCGGAUACAACCAGUACUACAGCUCCACCCACCACCACUGCUGCUUCGACAACAACAGCUCCAGCACCGACGCCUUCAGGAACACCCGAACACGGCAUGUACUCUGUAAAGAACAGCAAUGGCACGGAAUGUCUCCUGGCUCAGUUUGGACUUCAGUUCAACAUCUCCUACUUCUCUAAAUCUCAGAAUAAGACUGUCCAGGAUUUAGUAAACCUGACCCCUACUCAGACAAAUGCAUCAGGAUCAUGUGAAGCCAGCAGAGCUACCUUGGUUUUGACAGAAAAGCAAGACACCACACUCAACUUCACCUUCACGCUGAACUCCACGACCAACAAGUACCACCUGAGUGGGAUAUCUCUGCUCGCCAACUGGCCUGAUAUGACAGCUCGGUUUUCCGCCAUUAACACCAGUCUGGAGUACCUGCCGAGUUCACUGGGCCGCUCGUACAUGUGUAACGCAGAGCAAACUCUGAUCGUGGCACCAACCUUGUCUCUCAACACAUUCAGACUGCAGGUCCAACCGUUUGGAGUCAUCACAGACCAGUUUGCUACAGCGGAGGAGUGUCAGAUGGACCAGGACCAGAUGCUCAUCCCCAUCAUCGUCGGGGCAGCGCUCGCUGGCCUGGUGCUGAUUGUGCUCAUUGCGUACCUAAUAGGUAGGAAGAGGAGCCAUGCUGGAUACCAGACCAUCUGAGCGGCGCCUCCGUUUAACUUGAACUGGACGGACUGAAUAAUGGAGAGAUGAAUGUGUGAAUGAGCAACUGGACACGAGCAUGAGCGAAUGGAAGUGGAUGUUUCUAUGUGGCGAGUGCAUGUUUUUUUUGCAUCCUAUGUGACCUCUGGACUUUUUAUUUUCCUUUCACCUUCUCUGUGGAAUGAUGAUGAGAAGCAAUAUACCUGCUGAGUACAGAUGCUGAUGAAGCCGGAGAGGAUAGUUUGAAUGCUUGAUAAAGUUGACCAUCAGCUGCUUUGCUAUACUCUAUGUUCUAGGAAUCAGUUGAAUUUGCUUUAACUGCUGUUUGUUGUUGUUCCCCAUGUAAAUCUUUUUUUUUUAAAAAACCUAUUUAAUAUCCCGUGCAGAUGAAAAAGAGGCAAAUUAACUGUAGGAAAAAGUAGUUUUUUAAAGUUCCGAUGUAUUAUCCACUGCCGUAUAAACAUUUCAACUUGGGUGGAGUUUUAUUCUUA